CCUCAAAGCGGUAGUGUGUUACAAACGUCUAAACGCUGAGGAAGUAGACUUGUCCGAUGUCAACUUGCCCUGAUAUGCAAAUUAUCUCGACAAUAUGUAAUAUUUUUCAUGACUUAAACAAUAAUCGACAAGAAGUGCUAUAAGCAGUCAUGCCAGCUCAGCCCGCUUCCAGAGAGCCAGAGGAGGAGAUGGAGACGGAGGCCGACUCUGAGCUUCCUCAAACUAACGGUGAGGCGGAGGAGGAGCGAGAGAGAGAUGGAGGAGAGGCAGAGGAGACGAUGGAGGAGAGUGGAGAGGAUCGGGACAGCGACCUGGAGGACAGUGAGGGAGAGGAGGAAGAGGAAGAAGAGGAAGAGAGUUCAGAAAUGGAUGAUGAAGAUUGUGAGAGAAGACGAUCACAGUGCCUGGAUGAAAUGUCUGACCUAGAAAAACAAUUCCUGGAGUUAAAAGACAAGCUUUUCCAAGAACGUCUGCACCAGGUUAAAAUGAAGCUGGAUGAGGUGUUGACAGGAAAGGCAGGAGAGUACAAAGAACCUCUGGCAACACUGCAGCAGAACCUACAACAGAGGACACAAGUGGCAGGUGUGUACAGAGAACUAUGUCUGCAAGUGGUCAAACACAAACAUGAAUGUGAAGUGCAGGGGGCAAAACAACAUUUAGAGAGUGAGAGGACACUCUUGCUUGAUGCCAUGAAAACAGAACUGAUGGAGAAGAUCCGCAGACUGGAGGAUGACAAACAGAGUUCAGAAUGGUGGAAUGAUGACGAGAAGAUAAAGAAGUGUAAGAGAAGUCGUCACCUGAUUCGCCCAGACAGGAAAAAGAAGGCGGCUCUUGUGUCAGGGCCAUACAUAGUGUAUAUGCUAAGAGACAUUGAUAUACUGGAGGACUGGACAGCCAUCAAGAAGGCAAAAGCGGCACUGAUACCUCUGAAAAAGAAAGCAGACAACAGGCAGGUGUCCGUGCGAUGUGAAGAUGGGGCUCUCUUCUAUGAUGGAGAGAGAUUCUCCAAAGGCAGCAGCGUUGUGCUAGAAGUCAAUGACAACAGCCCAGCACAGGUCGUAAUAACAGGGAUCAGCGCAGGAGAGGUCUGGUUCAAGCGCACAGAUGGCACCAAAACCAAAAUCUACGUCUCCCAACUUCAGAAAGGCAAACACGCCAUACGGAAAGCUUAAAGAAGAUUAUAAUACGCUCAGAGAGUGUGUGAACCUUCCCUUUAAUAAUUACCAAAUAACACACCUUUAGAACAGCUUAUUAAAUCCAAUUAAAUGCUAUGCACUGAUAUUGAUCAGAACAGAUGCUGUUUAUUAUAUGUAGUGACUUUUGGUCCCAGAUCAUUCAAUUUUGGCCUUUCAAAUACAUAUUUCAUAAUGACUAUAUUAAUA
This is a messenger RNA of Rhinichthys klamathensis goyatoka, 1382 nucleotides long. It is a transcript of the gene brms1, whose product is annotated as BRMS1 transcriptional repressor and anoikis regulator. Gene Ontology annotation, cellular component: Sin3-type complex. Bases 150 to 1172 code for a protein of 340 amino acids. The transcript has 11 exons. Gene Ontology annotation, molecular function: histone deacetylase binding. Gene Ontology annotation, biological process: negative regulation of transcription by RNA polymerase II. Lineage: Eukaryota; Metazoa; Chordata; Actinopteri; Cypriniformes; Leuciscidae. The record is from RefSeq and is a predicted model, not a curated record.